This is a messenger RNA of Penicillium antarcticum, 1224 nucleotides long. RefSeq lists its product as uncharacterized. Lineage: Eukaryota; Fungi; Ascomycota; Eurotiomycetes; Eurotiales; Aspergillaceae. The record is from RefSeq and is a predicted model, not a curated record. Gene Ontology annotation, biological process: N-acylphosphatidylethanolamine metabolic process; N-acylethanolamine metabolic process. The transcript is spliced from 3 exons. Gene Ontology annotation, cellular component: membrane-bounded organelle; cytoplasm. Gene Ontology annotation, molecular function: zinc ion binding; N-acylphosphatidylethanolamine-specific phospholipase D activity. Bases 1 to 1224 code for a protein of 407 amino acids.
AUGAAGCUGCACCCCAUGCGUUUUUUUUCCCAGCAUUCCCCAUUUCGCCGACGCGCUCCGCACCAACGCGCUCAUUCGACAAUUCGCAAGAUGUCUACCCCAACUGCUGCGACGGUGCUGUAUGCGCUGACCGUUUCCAACUCCCCGGUGCGACCUGGACCCGAGGAUGUAUCGGAAAAAUCUCACCAUACAAAGUCCGGGUUUAGAAAUCCAUGGGACUCCCGACGAUUGAAAGGCGACGCGAACUCGCCCGACAUGACACCACCAGCUACCCGCAAGCCCGAAUUCCUUCCUACUCGUGAUACACCAAAGCUUCGUGCAACAUGGCUUGGGCAUGCAUGCUACUACGUUGAGUUCCCUAGCGGGCUCCGAGUGCUGUUCGAUCCUGUGUUUGACGCUCGCUGUGGGCCAUAUUCCUUCGGCCCGAAGCGCUAUACCGAGCCUCCAUGCAAGAUCGAAGAUAUUCCUGUUAUUGAUGCGGUCGUUAUAUCUCACAACCAUUAUGACCACUUAUCCUAUCCUACCGUCAGUAAAAUCGCCAAGCAACACCCCAAUUGCCACUUUUUCGCGCCUCUCGGAAACAAAUCGUGGUUCCAUGACUCCCAUAUCUACAACGUAACAGAAUUGGAUUGGUGGGAUGAGCGAGAAAUUGCAAUGUCACCAGCAGAGACAAAGGCGACAGAGGUUGAGCUGGUGGGAAAUGCUUCAACGGUGGCAGAUAUCAAGGCGCGUAUAAGCUGUAUGCCGUGUCAACACAUCACGGCCCGUGGUCCAUUUGACAAAUGCAAGACACUUUGGGCAUCGUGGGCUAUUGAGUCCGGUGGUAGCAAGGUGUAUUUCGCUGGAGAUUCUGGUUACCGCUCCGUGGACGAAGUACCUAAAGGAGAAGAUGAUUGGGAUCCCAAGUAUAAUUUUCCUAUUUGCCCUGCUUUCAAACAAGUCGGUGAAUUCCGAGGUCCAUUCGAUCUAGGUCUCAUUCCCAUUGGAGCCUACGCUCCUCGCCAUAUCUUCAGUUCUGCCCAUGCUGAUCCUCAUGAUGCCGUGCGAAUGUUCAAGGACACUAAAUGCAAGAAUGCCUUGGCUAUGCACUGGGGAACGUGGGUUCUUACGGAAGAAGAUGUCCUUGAACCCCCAAGAAAGUUGAAGGAGGCAUUGAAGCGUCACGAUAUCCCUGAAAGCGGUGUCUUCGAUGCAUGUGAGAUUGGAGAGAGUCGGGAGUAUUGA